AUGUAUUUGAAAUGCGGUGGUCAGCAAUGGGCUGAAGCAGUCGAUCUCGAUCUUGCUAUGGCUGUCGUGAAAUAUUGCAUGGAUAGUCGCAUAGAUGGUGCCAUCCUCGUAUUUCUACCUGGGUUUGAUGAUAUCGUCCAGAUGCGCGAUAAAAUUACAAAUGAAUCGUGGAAUGGACGACGUCCGGUGAUCUUUACCCUGCACUCGCAGAUGAAUUCAUUCGACCAACAAAAAGUGUUUGAUUCAGUCGGACCAGCUGAAAGGAAAGUUAUUUUGUCGACCAACAUCGCUGAAGCAUCGCUGACGAUCGACGACGUGGUGUUUGUCAUCGAUUGUGGAAAGGUGAAAGAGAAGACAUACGACCAUACGUCAAGAAUCAGCCAACUGAAGGUAACAUGGAUAGCGAAGAGCAACGCAGAACAACGAGCAGGUCGUGCUGGACGGUGUCGUGAAGGCUUCUGUUUCCGACUCUACAGUAUAGAGGAUUAUGAAGUGAUGCUUGAGACUCAAAUGGCUGAAAUGCAGCGAACUGCAAUUCACGACGUUUGCCUGCAUGCGAAAAUGUUUGCUCCGGAGAACAUGACAGUGAAACAGUUCCUUCAAAUGGCCCCUGAACCACCCUUAGCAGAUGCUGUCGACAAAAGCAUGGCCUUCUUAGAAGUGAGAAUCCAAUAA
This is a messenger RNA of Cooperia oncophora, 675 nucleotides long. Lineage: Eukaryota; Metazoa; Nematoda; Chromadorea; Rhabditida; Trichostrongylidae. The record is from the annotation of a GenBank genome assembly.